GUCAGCUGCUGGACCGUGAACAUUACGACAGCAGGAGAAAAAUUUUCCUCCGAGAGUUUUCCCACCAGUCUGGUCGUUUAGCGUGAAAAAUUGUGCGUUUUCUGGUGAAAAUUUGCGUACAAAAUGGCCAUGUAAGGGGCCCACCGAAGCUAAUCGAAUCGAGCUUUAUCACAAAAUCAAGGAUUUGUUACGUUGUGUUUUAGUUGUUUACAGUUGUUGAGUUUUUUUGUUUUUCUAUUGCAAUUGUUAACAAUUUUCGUUCGUGCAAGUGCAAACGGUGCUGUUUUCACAUUCCACCACUGAGCAGAUAAAGGGAAAUAGUUUUACAGAGGCGCGAUUGUUAAAAAUGAGUUCAUCACAUUGGGAGGACUUUUACGCGACCCACCUGCCGCCAAACUGCUUCGAGGACAACCGAUCGCUGCUGAAGGAGUUUUGCGACAGGCACUUUAAACUCAAGAGCAACAUCGUCCUCAUUACGUCCGGUGGCACGACGGUUCCUCUAGAGCACAACACGGUGCGCUUUGUGGACAACUUUAGCGCCGGCAAUCGUGGUUCUGCGUCGGCCGAGUACUUUCUCGAGCAUGGGUACGCCGUGAUCUUCAUGUACCGUACCAAGUCGUUGGAACCGUUUACGCGUCACUUUAGCGGCCAGCAGUUGCUCGACAUGCUGGAGCUGCACGAGGAGGGCAUGAGCACGACGAUUACCGUCAAGCCAGAUUCGGUGGACGUGUUGGCACCGGUACUGGACAAGUACAAAAAUGCCCAGGAGACAAACCGGAUGUUGUACAUUACGUUUACCAGUGUGGUGGACUACAUGUGGUUGCUGCGGGCAGCUUGUGAGUGCUUGGCUGCCUUUGAGAGGAAUGCUGUGCUGUACCUUGCGGCGGCCGUGUCAGACUUUUACGUGCCCCAAGAUGAGAUGCCAACGCACAAGAUCCAGUCCGGUCACGGUGCGCCAACCAUCUCACUGCAGUUGGUACCGAAAAUGCUGGCUCCGUUGGUCAGCCUCUGGGUUCCACUGGCAUACGUGGUCUCGUUCAAGCUGGAAACCGACGAGGCCAUCCUGAUUGCCAAGUCUCGCGAAAGUCUCAACAAGUACAAGCACAAACUGGUGAUCGCAAACGUACUGCAGACCCGCAAGAACCGGGUAGUUUUUGUGACACCGACCAAGGCGUACGACGUUCUACUUUCCAAGGAGCAAGCCCACAAGGGUCAGGAGAUUGAGGAACAAAUCGUUGCGGACAUUGUCGACCGGCAUCAGGAAUUUGUCCGCGAUGGGGAACUACACCAGCAGCAACAGCAGCAAUGACCCAUGCGAUCGCCAAGGGCACUCAGCGGACAACAUCAGCACUUUCAGCAACAGCAACACCAGCAACAGGUCCAGCACCAGCCGCAGGGUGACUGCCGGGUGACGAUGCCGCACUUUUGCAAGGUGCUGAACCCGGGGCGAAAAUACUGAGCUGAGUUCCCGGGCUUACAGAACCGGACUACGGUUCCACGGUAGUUCCUCCGCAUUAAGGAGAUGGUUUUUUUUUCUGGGUUUGGGUGGUUCUGUCAGAAUCGUGGAAGAAGAUUUUCACGAUAGGGUGAAUCGUUUGUUUAAUGUGUAAGGGCUUAUCAUUUGACACAUUGGGACAAAACAGUAAAGGUUAACGUAAGUGUCGUCUGGUAACUAUACAGUAUAUAACAUACAUAUAUGAAUUGAUGACUGUGUCUGUGUAGUGUGUAAUCAAUAGUGAAAUGACAACAAUUGGCAACCGAAAAAGGAUAAAAAUUAGUGCACGCUAUCGUAACGUUUAGACAGUAAAGUGAACCUUAACUGGGUGUGUAGUGAAAAUUAAUAUUGAAAUUGUACUACAAAAUAAAACCUUGCUUUAUAAGGUGACAGAUUAGAGGUGACCCUAGAACAAUAGGUGAACGUUCCUCACAUCAUAAAGUUUAGACAGAUUUAUACUUUAACAUAAAAUCAUAGACAAACCUCCGACUAUCGAUGUCAUCUGAGAGACAUUGAUAUUGGUCUCUUUCAUCAGAAUGUCUCUGCAAGUGGAGUGCUGCCAUCUGCGGAUGAGUAGCCAGCUCCAAACCUCCAUCUACCGAAAAGUAGUGAAAACCACUGUCAAUGUCUCUAAUAGCUGGCAACCCAAACGAGGAAAUUGCAUUUUAACCCUGACAUUUUAAACCCUCACGAAGGCCUCCAAUCGCAACUGAGACAAAAGAACAACACUCCCAUGAAACGCAUCGGUCCAACAGUAGUGAAGCAGACAAAAAAAAAUACGCUAGGCGCUAGGCAGCAAGGGAUUCGUAGUGUCAAACAUUUGGAAUAAAUACAAUCUAGUGAUUGCUAAUAGCAGCAAAUAGUCAUUCCGUAAAAGAUGAAAUGCGUAGCUGAAAAGAGCGGGAUCUAUUUACAACCUAAUUUAGACUUUCUUUUGUUCAAGUGCAAUACAGAAACCGUACAGUGUUAAGCCCGUUCCACACAGUCUGCCGGAGAUGAUAAUCAUUUUUACCUUAAAUCCCACUCACGGACUAACGAACGUAACAGAACAAAAGGAUGUGUUGUUAUAAAAUACAAAUAUAUACUUUCUAAACGAAUGAAGAAAAACUGAAAAUGCUGUGCUAAGUUUAAGUGUUCUUACGAUGGAAAAUUAAUCGAAAGAAGCUGUGUACUAAGAAAGUGUUAGCAAAACGGAAAACCUCGUAUAAUCUUUGGAUAGAACCAAAAAAAUCAAAACAACCUGAUGUUUCAGUUUCAGACAUAUCAAAAUCAAACAUCGCAUGACCAAUUCGUAAACCGCAAGUUGAAUUUCCACCCAACAAAAACAUAAACGUGUCGUUUUAUAUGGCCAGUAAUGAAUAUUUUAAUGUGAGCCUGAUCCUGAGAAGUAUUGUACUAAAGAAGAGAAAAUCUUCAGAUAACUUGUAGAAUAGUAAGACAGAAUAACAUUUAAAAAAUAACAAGAUAAAAAAGAAUAUCCACCAUGUUAGAGCAGUCCCCCGAGGUUAAAAUUAACAUGAAGUGAACAAAUGUAACGACCAUUUAGAGGCGCUGCAACUGCAACUGUUACAAGAAGGUCCUAUACACCAACAUAGCGAAACUGAUAUGAGAAUAGCAAACUGUUACUAGAGUUAGCGAAUCUUAACGAUUUAACCCCCGUAAACAAGUGACGGUAAUGAUGACCUAAACUCCUAAGCUCGAGAAAAAGGGGGAGUUUCCAUACAAACUCGAGCUUGUGAUUUUAGGAGUUAAAAAUGUAGAAACAUCCUACGUUCACCCUUAAACAAGCAGACAAACAUAACAUUUUGAAUAUUAACCCUAUUUAUAGCCAAAACACGAAUGCAAUUUUAAAUUAAGUUCUUAAGUUUUGAAUACUUUCACCUUGUUUACAAACCGUGAACAUCAGCAAAACAGCAGUGUGUUCGUAAUAUUGCCGAUAUUUCGCGCAUGAGAGAAGACCCGUACACUAUCCUGAAAAUUGUCCAUGUACUUUCUUAAGUUUAUCAAUGCAGCUGUUCAAUUCCUAUCUCCAUUGAAUUUGGUAAUAAAUAGGUCAGCUAAUAGAAAAGAUUCGUUGAUACUAAUACUUUUGAAAACAGUGACAGAGGAAUUUACUUGGAUGAAAUAACGCUAAUGAAAAUCCUAUAACUCUCCAUUGAUAAACCGAUAACAACCCUUAAUGGUACGGUAAUUGUGCGCUUUAGAUAAAAGUUAGGGGAAAUAGUAAGCUGUAAUAUGAAACAAUCUACAUACCACACAAACACAACUAUUCAACAUGUAUUUGGAGCUGGAAGGGCAGCAGAAAAAUGUGUAUUAACAAUUAAAGGUCUCUUUCAGUAGGAAAGGCUAUAACGUAUAACACUGGGAAUGGAAAAUCGUCUAUGUAAACACAAACAGAUGGAAAUAUUAUGAGUAAAACUUAGUGAAAGCUA
Culex pipiens pallens (northern house mosquito) is the source of this 3927-nucleotide messenger RNA. It is a transcript of the gene Ppcs, whose product is annotated as phosphopantothenate--cysteine ligase. Gene Ontology annotation, molecular function: phosphopantothenate--cysteine ligase activity. NCBI's taxonomy places the organism in Eukaryota, Metazoa, Arthropoda, Insecta, Diptera, Culicidae. Gene Ontology annotation, cellular component: cytoplasm; nucleus. The record is from RefSeq and is a predicted model, not a curated record. Gene Ontology annotation, biological process: coenzyme A biosynthetic process. The coding region runs from base 347 to 1309 and encodes 320 amino acids. The transcript has 3 exons.